UCACUCAUUUCAUCCGCGCGCUAUUUCAUGACGUGAUGAAACUAUCAACACCAACAGUCUGCCUGCUAAUUUUCUCCCUAAUAUCUACUGUUGCCAUUGUUUGAGAUUUAGGAUUGAUGGGACCACAUGUGCUCUGGGAUUUGUCUAAGGUGUUUAAAAUACAUCGAAAGGGUUAGGGUUCAGAGGCCAGUUGUGGAGACUGUGUGUGUUUGACACCACUGUCCUCCAGGCUCCUGGACGCCUGCCCGCCUCAGGAGGGGGCAGGAUGUGAUGUCACAGCGGCGCUCCCUUCUUCCUGUCCGGCGGUGUGUGUGAGAGAGGUGGAGGCUCCACCCACACGGCGAGCAGACGAACAGGAGAGAUGUUUGAGGUGAAACCCCGUGGCGUGGAGAAGAAGGGCGGAAGCACAGAGACUGAUGACACCAGUAGCAGCAGUAAGCUGUGUGGUGGUGGGGGGUCGGGGUCGAUGGGCUCCCAGGGGUCAGAGUCUCUGUACCUGUAUGACAGCCAGGACUGGGUGAUCUCUCCCAUCUGCUCCCCUGAAGAGGAGCCCUGCCCCACCGCCAUCUCCCCCAUGCUGGCCGAGGAGACCUUCAGAUACAUGACUUAUCUUUCCCUGGAUCCCUCUUCCUACUCUCACCCUGGCUCCCGAGUUCUCAGUGCUGAUAGGGUGGAGCAGAUGACCAAGACCUACAAUGACAUUGAGGUUGUCACACAUCUAUUGGCUGAGCGGGACCGGGACUUGGAGCUGGCCGCUCGGAUUGGUCAGUCUCUGCUUCAGAGGAACCACCUGCUCCAGGAACGCAAUGAGUCUGUGGAGGAACAGCUAGCACAGGCCCUGGACCAGGUGCACCAGCUACAACAUGAGCUGGGGAAAAAGGAUGAGUUGCUGCGGAUGGUGGCCAGCGCUUCGGAGGAGAGUGAGACUGAUUCCAGCUGCUCAACGCCGCUGCACCCCCGCCAACCCCUAGCACCAGCUGUGGCCCUCAGCCAGCUGGAGGCCCUGCAGGGGAAAAUGUCUGAUCUGGAAGAGGAGAACCUGGCCCUACGCUCUGAGGCCCGUCAUCUGAAGACGGAGACCAUCACCUUCGAGGAGAAAGAACAACAGCUGGUCAGCGACUGUGUCAAGGAGCUACGUGAGUCCAACAGUCAGAUGGUGAACCUGACAGAGGAGCUGUCCCAUAAGAAUGAAGAGGUGAUGCGACACCAGGAGGAGAUUUCCCAGCUCCUCUCCCAGAUAGUAGAGCUCCAACACCGCGUCAAAGAGCUGGCCCUGGAGAAAGAGGAGCUGAGGAUUCACCUACAGGCCUCGAAAGAUGCCCAGAGAUCACUCACUGCAGAGCUGAAUGAGCUAGCGGACCGUAAUGUAGAGUGUGUGGGGAUGCUACAUGAGUCUCAGGAAGAAAUCAAGGAGCUGCGCAGUAAGAACACUCCGUCUGCAGGCAUGAGACGACACCUGCCCUACGGACUCUUCCCCAUGGACUCCCUGGCAGCAGAGAUUGAGGGCACCAUGAGGAGAGAGCUGAGUGUCGAGGACGAGGUGGCUUUCCAGGACCAGAAAGUUUCCCAGAAGAAGGUGUUUCAGACUGUACGCGUGGUCAACGAGUCGGUAGAGCGAGCUGCGGCGAUGGCCACGCCCCCUAUCCCCGGCUCGGGAGGCAGCUGCCUGGUGAUGACGGCCCAGCCCUUCCUGUCCGCACAGGGGAUCGACCAAUCCCACGGCCGCGCCAAUAGGGAGGAGGUCCCGCUCGGCAAGCCUGGCGCACCAGGAGGAAAUGACCUCGUGUCGGCGCUGCACCGCCUCUCCCUGCGGCGGCAGAAUUUCCUGUGCGAGCGGCAGUUCUUCCAGGCGGAACGCGACAAGAAGCUGGAGGCCCUGGCUGGGGGGCCGGAAUCGGAUGUGGAGGGGAGUGGCUACAGCUCACCAAUGAGCAGCGUCAUGUCAUCCUUCACCAACCUAUCAGAGUUCUCGGUCUCGUCCAGCUGUUUUAAGACCUUCCUGCCUGAGAAGCUGCAGAUCGUCAAGCCCAUGGAGGGCUCUCUGACUCUGCACCACUGGCAGCAGCUGGCCAUGCCCCACCUGGGCACCAUCCUGGACCCCCACCCGGGCGUGGUCACCAAGGGCUUUCGGCCCCUCCCCCAUGAUGCUCUCGCCGACACCGUCUACCGCCUCACUGACCUGGAGGAAGACGAAGAGGGAGGCGACGAAGAACAGAAAUAUGACAUGAGAGGAAACAGAGGGAAGGAAGGGACAGACGCCUGGGAGAAGAAGGGAGAGGAGGAAGAGGAGGAGGAAGGAGGGAUCACCUUCAAGGUGCAGUACUCAUCAACACCGGAGGAGAACAGGGAAAGGAUUAGGGAGCGUUUGCCGUUGAACAGGCCACCGGUGUCUCCCGUUUCUCCCGUUUUCGUACCAGUACCAGGCUCUCCACAGCUCCCUCUAAUCCCGAUCACCUGUGACCUCCCUAUGACCUCUAAUGCCCCCUGUGACAUCAUCAGUGUCCCGGCCCUCUUGGCUCUGCCCGUCAGUGUAACGUCCAUGGCUCCUGUCCAAUCCCAGAGCCUGACUGUCACCAGUCUUACUGCUACAACCUCCUCGUCAGUUUAUAACCCGGGGAAAUGUCAGAGUUCAACGUCUUCCACCUACACCUUUACAACCUGCCGCAUCCUGCACCCUUCUGACAUCACCCAGGUCACCUCCAGUUCCCACUGUCAGUCUUCUGUCUCAGAGUACACUCCCAGCUCCAUGAGGACAGGCCCCAGCACCCCGGUGACCCCCUGCAGGCUGAGUUUGGGGGUGGACUCUUUCCCCCCUCGCCGUCCCCCCGCCCCCUGUGGCCUGGCCAAGCUGGUCCUGGAGAGGGGCAUCUCUGCUUCCCUCUCCACCGCCGAUGCCCCCCCUCCCUCUCACCUUAAAGCCCCACUCCCCCAGCGUCUCCUCCCCAGCACGCCCCCCAACUCCCCGUCCCACUCGCCGACCCCCUCGCCUGUGCCCUUUGAGUCCCGCGCCUCGGCGCCAGCCACCUGUGACAACUUCCUGGCGUCGCGUCCGGCCGAGCUCUUCCUCCAGGAUGUGUAUGGGCUGAAGCUUGGCCGCACCCAUCGCCCCAACCUCCCCAGCCCCGACCCCACCUCACAUAGCUUCAGCCACGGCCCCAGAAUCAAAUCCAAAGCCAAACCCGACCCCAUCAAUGUAAACUUAGUCGAGAGGCUACGCCGGCUGGGAUUGGUCAAGGUUCCCCAGGGGGUGGAGCCGUUGUCAGAGUGCCUGGUGCGUCAGGACUCGGCCACCUUCCUAGCCACAGGCGGAGGCAGCCUAUUGGACGGCCUGCGGCGGAACCAGAGCCUCCCCGCUAUGAGUGGAGCGACGCGGGGAAGCCCCUCCCACCAUCUGGGCCAGGCCCCACCUCAGCCACCCACCUCCCUAGCCAUCGCCCCACCCCUCUGGGGCAACCUGAAGGGGCAGCGCUCUGUCCGCUCUAGGCCCGCCUCCACCUCCCAUGCCCCACCCCCUUCACUCAAACCAUGAAGAAGUUAUGACACUACAGGGAGACAGGGUUUGGAGGGGAGCCAGCACCGAACAGAAGCAUUUGGGCCCACACCCUCUCUCCUCUUUCCUCCCUCCACCCCUCCCUGCCUUGCUCCUUCUCCACAUCUCUUUUAGACUGAUAUUCGAUGAAGAAAAGGGCAACAAGUGGGGGGAAAAAGUCCCUCUCCUUUUUAUAAAUUCUUUUUAAAAGCACAAUAUUGUUAAAAAUGGAAAUGUGCAUUAAUGCCACGGUGUAUAUGCCAUUUUAAAAGCCUUAGAUUGCCUGCAAAGGGCUUUAUUAGCUGUUCUUAGCCUUGCCUGCCUUCCCCCUCCAGCCCUCUAGGAGCGCUGUAGGUAGACGUUCUCCCUGCUCUCUUCUGCUCUGCCCCUGCUACAGUAGUUAUUCAUCUGUGAGGCUCUGGAUGCUCAAAUAGAUGGGAAGAUGACCGAGGGGAUAAGUAAGUUGAUGAGGGCUUGAGAAUGUUUAGAGGGAUGGGGAAGAAGAGGUAAAAAGGGGAAGUGGCAGAAUGUGACAGAAUGUCAAGGAGAGGAAGAACAAACAAGAGAAAGAGACGAGAGGGAGACGAGGAGGACAGUGAUGAGGGGGGAUGAGAGAAGAGCAGUGUAAAGAGAGAGCUUGAGCCUCCAGAGCCUCAAUGUCUAGGGGCUUGUUGUUCUGUAGUUCGAAUAGCUUUCUAAAGUUCAUUUUUAAAAGCAGUAGAGUAGUUUUUCAUGUGUAUACACUAGCUAGACUCGCUACGCCCCUUAGCUUCUCUUAGGAACUAGGCUGGUGCCCAUGCACCUUACUACUGCCAGCCCGUUGCUAGGGAACUACAAUCUAGCCUUCCCAGUGUUACUACUAAUACAAUGAUCCUUUUGCUUUGCUGUCGUCAGGGGCAACUCUCUCUGUGCAUUGUAAUAGGCUACAACCAGUCUCUGAAAUGCAUGGUAUGUCCUGAAAACGACACACUUCUUUGCCUACAGGUCCCAGCAUGCACCUGGCCCUCUGGGGGUGGGUAGGACCCAGCCGUGCAGCGUGAUUGGCUGUAGUGGUCUGACUGACAGGUCCGAGGCUGCUCCUCCUCAGGUCUCCCAUAAGGAAGAGGUUGUAAAGCUUUAAAGGAGAAGCCUGUUUGUACUGUUGGGGUGUUUCUGGUUUAAAGCCAUGUGUAUAUUUUAUUAGACACUGAGUGGGAUUGGUAGGUUUUGUUUUGGAUGCCGUUAGCCUGGCCCCAGAUCUGUUUGUGCGGUCUUGCCAUACCCCUAUUGUCAUUGUCAUGUUACAGCACAAACUGAUCUGGAACCAGGCUAGGAUGCAGCUGGGAUGGACUAUUCCUCAGCUUGUGGAGAUCUGAGAGGAUUUGAUUGGUAUAACCAAUAUGGUGAAACUUCCACCUAGCCUAUCAGAGGGCACGGUAGAUGUAUUACCAAAUUGCUUACACCUGUCAAAUCCUGACAGACUCCCCACAAGUGCAUAGGGCUUAGAGGUCGAUUUGGGAUGGAAGGUUACAAGGUUAUUGACUGGAAACGGAGAACAUGGUAGUCGCUUAUCUCAGGCCCAUGGCGUGCUCAGGUCUGCGUUCAUUAGGGCACACCAUUGUGGAAUGUUCCAGUAGAAAAAUAUGCAGAACAACUAUGCCUCUGACAUAAGGAAUCACGUCAGCUCUAUUCUAGACAGUUCUAACGUUCCACAACGUUUACCUCCUCAACAUGCUCCUGGUACAAGAGGUUUGGUCCCAAACGGGGAACCAUCAGCAUCCUAGGUAGUAGUGGGUGUACUAUGUUUUGAUGCAGGUUAGCUCUGAGUCUCAUCUCAUGUAUGGUUCACUAUUACUGUGGUUAUGGACUUUAAAGGUACUCUAUUCACUCAGCGGCCAGUAGAGGGCAGCAUGGUGUUGUGUGAUAUUGAACAGCUAUGAGACUAACGGCCUCUAGUACCUUCCACUGUAAUGCUGUUUAUUUUAAAUCUGAAAGGACUUGAUGGGUGUAGCGGCAGAGCCUAAGCAUUCUGGGGAAAUUCCAGCUAGCCUAUCAGAGGUCAAGGUCAAACAAAUCCACUAUUGUUAUUCCUUUCAGGUCUACUGGAGUGUGUAGUGGGGAGGGCCUAGACUAGAGCCUGGGUACCUGUCUGUGUUCACAUGACACAGAGUACAUGACCUGGAAUGCUAGCAAGACAGGUUCUGUAUUUCAAGCUAGCUAGACUAGUGUGUGACCCUUUGACCCGGUGCCCUUUGACCCAUACUUGACCCCUGGUGUGACUCUCAGACGUCCCUGCUAUGCCUCUUUCCUUACCGUCCGUCCAUAUGACCUGUCCCACUCAUGUACUGCACUUUUUAACCUGAUUUACAGAGAUCACUAGUUAGGAAAUAUUAUUAGUGACAAAUAUUGAUAUUUAGACUAGGUUAUAGCAUCAAAUACUGUAUCAUUAUCUAAGUUAUUUAGCAUUUCAUGUAGACAUUUAUUUUAGAUGUUUUGUUGUGCCUCCAUUGUGUGAUGAACCAUUGAAAAGGGAAUCCAAGCUGUCAUGUUUUUAAAACUGUAUAUCAGUGCAAACCAAAACUCAUUUUUAAAUACAGUGAAAUGCUUUGUGUUGGCUUCUGUGUGUUGUAAUACCUAUUACCUAUGUAACCACGAGGAAAGAGCAUCAGUUUUAUACUAGGCUUUCUGCUCUGGGGGGGGGGUAUAGGAGGAGAGGCUGUUCGUUCUAUUGAAUCUAGUUCUAUGAUUCACACCGUUGGCUCUAUUGAAUGUAGCUGAUGGGUGAUGGUGCAGGUUGUUAUGGGCUCUGUGUAGUUGGAAGUGUCCAUUAUUGGUUUUCAACCUGGCGCCUCUCCUCCAUGCUUCAUAUCCUCCAUGCUUCAUAUCCUCCAUGCUUCAUAUCCUCCAUGCUUCAUAUCCUCCAUGCUUCAUAAAAUACCCAAGAUGACCUUUUUGGUGCUUUUGCUUUAAUAAAGGAAAUGAUAAAU
Messenger RNA from Oncorhynchus mykiss (rainbow trout), 6495 nucleotides. The record is from RefSeq and is a predicted model, not a curated record. Lineage: Eukaryota; Metazoa; Chordata; Actinopteri; Salmoniformes; Salmonidae.